Messenger RNA from Aedes aegypti (yellow fever mosquito), 680 nucleotides. Its product is annotated as multiple coagulation factor deficiency protein 2. The record is from RefSeq and is a predicted model, not a curated record. Gene Ontology annotation, molecular function: calcium ion binding. NCBI's taxonomy places the organism in Eukaryota, Metazoa, Arthropoda, Insecta, Diptera, Culicidae. The coding region runs from base 126 to 638 and encodes 170 amino acids. The transcript is spliced from 3 exons.
UGUCAGGACGAAAAUCGAUCCGUGAUACGGAAAUCACUGUUUUCAAACGAAUCCGUUUUGGUGCUUUCAUUUCUAGUCCAACAUUCCACACCGUGUCGACACUAUUGACAUACAUCCUUCCAACAAUGUUUCAACUUGCUGUAGUUAUUCUCAACAUACUGUUCGUUGUAGAUAAAUUUAACUCCGCCGUUGCCAAAGGACCUCAUCAUCCAAAGGGAGAUUUUUCUGCCAGAGACAAGAAGCUGGAUGAACAUCUCCGUGCUCAAGACAACCAUAUCGAGGAAGACAUGAAGCAAUUCUCGUUCGGCGGAAAGGAACUGGCCAACAUGUCCGACGAAGAGAAGAACUUCUACUUCUUCAAGUUGCACGAUUCCGACAAUAACGACCACUUGGAUGGGCUGGAAAUACUGCACGCAGCGACACAUCACAACGAUGGCCACGUCCACCGGCUGGAACCGAGCACGGACGAAGACGAGCCGAACGAUAAUUCCGUUAUUGACGUGAUCGACGACUUCAUCGCCUAUGCCGACUUGGACCAAAACGGCCUACUGACGUAUCCGGAAUACAUGAAAGCCAUCAGCACGAAUGACUGGAGCAAAAAAGUCGAUGUAACUGAAUCGCCUCCUGAGAUGGUGUAGAUAUGAUCGAAAUAAAACUUAAAGGAAUGUCAUCGCACAAAA